Coffea eugenioides is the source of this 1518-nucleotide messenger RNA. Its product is annotated as 3,9-dihydroxypterocarpan 6A-monooxygenase-like. The coding region runs from base 1 to 1518 and encodes 505 amino acids. The record is from RefSeq and is a predicted model, not a curated record. Gene Ontology annotation, cellular component: membrane. Gene Ontology annotation, molecular function: iron ion binding; oxidoreductase activity, acting on paired donors, with incorporation or reduction of molecular oxygen, NAD(P)H as one donor, and incorporation of one atom of oxygen; heme binding. The transcript has 4 exons. Lineage: Eukaryota; Viridiplantae; Streptophyta; Magnoliopsida; Gentianales; Rubiaceae.
AUGAUUCUUGUCUCGGAUAUCCUCUUUUAUUUUCUUCUGCUGUUUGUUUGGUCCUUUACGGUCUACCUUUUCCGUUCCAACGUUAAACAAUGGCCGAUAUCCAAAACUCAAAUCCGACACCCUCCCAGCCCUCCGGCAUUGCCUUUGGUUGGACAUCUCCAUUUACUUGGUCCAGCAUUGUCCAAGUCUUUCCAAGCCCUGGCCGCCCGCUAUGGUCCCCUCAUGCGGCUCCGUCUUGGUUCCAAAAGUAACAUUAUUGUUACUAAUGCAAUCAUUGCUAAAGAAAUGCUGAAAGAUAACGAGAUGAAUUUCGUUUCAAGACCCGAAUUAAAGUCCUCUGUCUACUUAACUUAUGGCUCACAGGACUUCGCUUUCGCCCCGUAUGGACCGUAUUGGAAAUUCAUGAAAAAACUCUGCAUGUCUGAACUUCUUGGAGGUCGGACCUUAGACCUAAUGUUUCCCAUUAGACAUUCUGAAGUAAAAAAUUUAAUACAAUCAUUUGCAACGUAUGCAAAAGCUAGCAAGGCAGUUGAUAUUCGAGCCGAGCUAAUGAGAACAACGAAUAAUGUGAUAUCAGAAAUGAUCAUGAGCAAAAAGUGUUCUGGAAAUGAUUCUGAGGCCGUGGAAGUUAGGAAGGCGAUUCAAGAGGGUUCUGAGCUCUGUGGACAGUUUAACUUGUCUGACUUAUUCUGGUUUUGUAAGAACUUGGAUUUGCAGGGACUUGGAAAGAGGCUCAAGAGAGUUCGCGACAAGUAUGAUGAGAUACUGAAAAAGAUCAUCCUGGAUCACCAGGAGAUGAGAAAGCAAAGGCAACCUGCUGAUGGUGAACCUGCCAAGGAUUUUGAUCAUUUACAGGAUGUAUUUACCGGUGGAUCAGAUACAUCAGCUAUUGCAGUGGAAUGGGCACUAGCAGAGCUAAUUAACCAUCCAUGUGUAAUGGAGAAUGUUGCACAAGAAAUUGAUUCUGUCGUUGGAAAAGGUAGACUGGUAGAAGAAACAGACAUUCCUAAACUUCCUUACCUUCAAGUCGUCGUUAAGGAAACACUAAGGCUUCAUCCACCAGGCGGGCCAUUCAUUUUGAGAGAGUCAAGUGAGGACUGCAGUAUUGACGGUUAUCACAUACCAGCAAAGACUAGACUACUAGUUAAUGUUUAUGCUAUUUCCAGAGAUCCCAAGCACUGGGAAAAUCCUCAUGACUUUCAACCACAAAGGUUUCUUAUUGAAGAAAGGAACCUAAAAGGGCAAUAUGAUGUAAGGGGACAAAAUUAUCAUUUCUUGCCAUUUGGUACCGGCCGAAGAGGCUGCCCUGGAAUUUCACUGGCAUUACAAGUUGUUCAAACAAGCCUUGCUGCUAUGGUCCAGUGUUUUGAAUGGAAGGUUGAUGGUAAAGAAGAUGGCAAAAUUGACAUGGAAGAGGGGAAAGGUGCAACUCUUCCCAGGGCUCAUCCUUUGGUUUGUGUCCCUGUUGCAAGGCUCAAUCCACUCCCAGCAACUGGACCAAUUGUUUCAAGGGAUUAA